Gambusia affinis (western mosquitofish) is the source of this 2446-nucleotide messenger RNA. RefSeq names its product semaphorin-4D-like. The record is from RefSeq and is a predicted model, not a curated record. The coding region runs from base 317 to 2344 and encodes 675 amino acids. The transcript is spliced from 15 exons. Gene Ontology annotation, biological process: neural crest cell migration; semaphorin-plexin signaling pathway; negative regulation of axon extension involved in axon guidance. Lineage: Eukaryota; Metazoa; Chordata; Actinopteri; Cyprinodontiformes; Poeciliidae. Gene Ontology annotation, molecular function: chemorepellent activity; semaphorin receptor binding.
UUAUUCAGUCAGGUAAUGUCUAAAAUGUUUGGUUUACUAAAGUAUUUCAUUUAUUACUCUCACCGGUUCACAUUUCAUGGACACUACAGAGGAUACCAUUGGUGUAGCACUGAACCACCUGGAGCAGCCACAGAGCUAUGUCCGGACGCAUUUGGAAAAGUCUUUAGUCUUUGAAUUCAGACAGGCCCUGUUGCCAUGCUACGAUGCAAUCGGCCCACAGAUCUGGCCUUCAAAGGAUGCAGCCCCUGCUUUUAAAAAUAAACAUGUUUUGGCUAUCAGAAGUAAGUUGCCUCUACAUAAUCACCCAUAACAGGUCAUGAUGAAGAGUGAGGUAGCGCUCCUUUAUGUCCUGAUCAUUAUGAGCAAAGGAUCAGCCCAAAGCAUGAAACCCCGCCGGAGCGUUUUCUUCUCAGAUGUUAAUCUGAAGCUGUUUAAGGAGCCUGACUUUGACAGUUUGAGCUCCGUACUGGUCAGAGAAGACAUCGGUCAGCUCUUCAUCGGAGCCAGAGGAAAGAUCAUCAUACUCAGUUUGGAUGACAUCACUAAACAGACCCAACAGUUUAACUGGAUUGUGACCUCUAAAGAUAAAGCCCAGUGUCAGACGAAAGACAAGAGCAUCGAGGAAUGUGACAACUACAUCACGUUGAUGCACACUCUGAAUGAUGGCAGAAUACUGGUUUGUGGAACCAAAGCAUUCGACCCUAUCUGCGCACACCUGAUAUUUGAAAAAGGAAAGGUGACCAUGGAAGACAAUUGGGAGAAUGGCAAGGGGAAAAUUCCCUUUGACCCCAACAAAAACUUUGCCUCCUUGGUGAAUGGAAACACUUUAUAUACCGCUGGUUCCAUAAACUUCCUGGGAUCAGUAGAAGCUUUCCAAAGACAUGGAAGGAAUUCCUUGAUGACUGAACAUAUAUCCUCUUGGCUCAAAGGACCCAACAUGAUUUCCAUGAAAUUUGCUGAAAUCAGCAAACAUUCAUAUAACAACGAGGACGACAGCGUGUUCUUGUUCCUCACAGAGAUCGGAAUCGAAAAUCAACGCAACGACUUGCGACUGUCAAGAGUUGCACGAGUGUGUAAAAGCGACAUGGGAGGGUUGAAAACUUUGCAGAGAAAGUGGACCUCUUUCCUGAAAGCCCAUCUGGACUGCCCGUUUGGAGAUGAAGGUUCAACAUCUCUAGUGCAGGACGUCUUUUUUCUCCAAGAUGAAAAGAAUGUGUCCGACAGCAUCUUUUACGCAACAUUCUCCUUGAACCCGAAGCCGUCCAGUACCUGCAGUCAGUCCGCUGUCUGCACCUACAAGCUGUCUGACAUCCAGCAAGUUUUCAGAGGAAACUUUAUGACUGAGACUGAUUCUGGCCCCUGGGUGAGGUUCACAGGAUCAUAUACUUCCCCUUAUCCUCGUACAUGUAUUAAUGAUGAAAUGCGAGCCAAAGGUGUGAGGACUUCUCGGGACGUCCUAGACUCAGACCUGAUGUUUGUGAAGAACCACCCUCUGAUGGAGCAAGUUGUGACACCGAUCACUGGGAAGCCCCUGCUGGUUGGGUCUGCGGCCCAGUUCUCCAGAAUUGUUGUUGACAAAGUAACCUCUCUGGAUGGACAGCAGCACAACGUCAUGUUUAUUAGCAACAACUCUGGUUGGGUGCAGAAGGCGGUGUGGUCUGAUGAUGAUGGAGGGCGAAUCAUUGAGGAGUUGCAGCUGUUUCAGGAUCCUCAGCCCAUUCGCUUUCUUCAGCUCUCCUCUAGAAGCGGUCAGCUGUACAGCACAACUAGAACUGCUGUUGUUCAGCUCAGUGUGAGGGACUGCAGCCGCUACACAUCCUGUAUUGACUGCCUUAUAGCCAGAGAUCCAUACUGUGGCUGGGACCGUCGCACAGGCCUGUGUGCUGCUGUUGCUGGUGCUUCAAAAUUCUCCAUGAUCCAAAACCUCAUUGAUGGUGACGUUGGAAUUUGCCCAAGCUCUCAUUUGCCAAAGCAGAUUAUCGACAUCCACCUCACACUUGACGUCGCGCAGUUCCUCCCCUGCACCCCUGAUACCAAUCUCCCCAUCAGCUGGAACUUCUCUGGUAGUAUCCUUGAGCCCAGUCCCCGACACAUUCUGUUCAGCCAGGGACUCAUUUUAACACCUUCCUUCACUGAUGAAGGCCUUUACACCUGUGACACAGUGGAAGUAGUUGAAGGCAGAGAGCACAGGAAGGCAGUGAUCCAGUACAACGUCAAGAUUUUAGAGGGUGAAAUCUUGGGUCGGGUAAACUGGUUUCAGGGUGUAGUUGUCUAUAUUUUAGGUUCUUUUUGUUUGCUGUGUGUAAUGCUCAUCAUCUACAUGUACUGGAAGCACAAACCUUAAAACCAGUUGUUGGCAGUACCAGUGUGAGUUAUGCUAGCACUGAGCAACCAGCGCAGAAGACAGUGCCCUGCAACUGCUUUAGUGAUCCUGAUACCAAGAGAA